Messenger RNA from Rhinichthys klamathensis goyatoka, 3086 nucleotides. RefSeq names its product ADAM metallopeptidase domain 17a (gene adam17a). The coding region runs from base 295 to 2829 and encodes 844 amino acids. Gene Ontology annotation, cellular component: plasma membrane. Gene Ontology annotation, biological process: Notch signaling pathway; membrane protein ectodomain proteolysis. Gene Ontology annotation, molecular function: metalloendopeptidase activity. The record is from RefSeq and is a predicted model, not a curated record. The transcript has 20 exons. Lineage: Eukaryota; Metazoa; Chordata; Actinopteri; Cypriniformes; Leuciscidae.
CGCAGCAGAAUCCAGCGCAAAUGUGCAGGAAGGACUGAGACCAGCUGAAAGCUGUGGCUGUUCGACGUGUAUUAUCUCAUUUUUAUGGACAUUCAGCAUUCACCCGGAUCCUAUCCUGUCAAAUAUUAUACUAUCUGAUGCCUUCUUUCAUAGUCGCGUCUAAUAACCUAAGCCGAACAGAAGGUGCUCGUGAAUAUAGGUAAAUAGCGGACAGUAAGUCGGAUGUUGACAGCAUAGAACUUACGUUACCACCCAAACAUGGUGCUUUGACCGAAGUGAUGCUGCAUCGCCAGUAUGGAGUCUUUAAUAUUUUAUUUAGUGCUGUUAGCUCCACUUCUUGUCUAUUCUGCUGUGAAGCCAGCCUCUUUUGAAGAAGACUUGAGAAAUCAGGAAGAGGUACAAGAGUUUGAUGCGCUCAGCUCCUUACUGUCAGACUAUGAUGUGGUGCCUGCAUCAGGACUCCAGCUUCACUCGCUCAGGAAGAGGGAUGUUGAUGCCCGGUCACAUGUGGAGCGGCUGGUCAGCUUCACAGCUCUCCGGAGGCACUUCAAUCUGUACUUGACAACAAACACAGAACUUUUCACGGACAACUUCAAGGCUGUUUUCGUAGAUGAGAAUGGAAAAGAGGACCAAUAUGAUAUUCAGUUACAGAAUUACUUUAAAGGACACGUAGUGGGAGAGGAGCACUCCCGAGUGCAAGCACACAUAGACGGGGACGAGUUUUCAGCCCACAUUCUUACUGAAGAGGCUGAAUAUAAUGUAGAGCCCUUGUGGCGGUUUACAGAGUCGCCCCCUGAUGGCCGAAUGCUGGUGUACCGCUCAGAGGACAUUAAGAAUAUUAGUCGACUGUCCUCACCCAAAGUGUGUGGAUAUGUGAAGGCUAAUGCCCAGGAUCUCCUGCCAGAAGAGGCAGCAGGACAAACGGAACAGGAGGAGGAGCCUCACAACAGAGAGAGAAGAUCUGCACACGACCACAAGAAGAACACCUGCCCGCUGCUGUUAGUGGCAGAUCAUCGCUUCUUUAAGCACAUGGGCCGUGGAGAGGAGAGCACCACCCUCAACUACUUGAUUGAGCUGAUAGACAGAGUGGAUGAUAUCUAUAGGAACACAUCCUGGGAUCAUGAAUUUAUAGGUUACGGUGUGCAGAUUCAACAGAUAAUCAUAAAUAAGUGGCCGACAAAAGUUGCCCCAGGAGAGAUUCACUACAAUAUGGAUGGAAGCCCACUUGAAAGAACUGGCAGUGUGUGGGAUGUGAAGAAACUUCUGGAACAAUUCAGUUAUGACAUCGCAGACAACGCCUCUGCAGUUUGCCUUGCCCAUCUCUUCACCUAUCAGGACUUUGAUGAUGGCACUCUGGGUCUGGCAUACGUGGCCCCUUCCAAACAGGGAUUGGGAGGGCUCUGCCCUAAACCCUACUAUCCAUCACAGUCCGUCAAGAAACCCAGUUACCUGAACACUGGCUUGACAAGCACCAUGAAUUAUGGGAAAACUAUUCUGACUAAGGAAGCAGAUCUUGUAACCACUCAUGAGCUCGGACACAACUUUGGAGCUGAACACGAUCCAGACACUGUACCUAAUUGUGCGCCCAGCGACGACCAGGGUGGCAAAUAUGUCAUGUACCCUAUUGCGGUCAGCGGAGAUCACUUCAACAACAAGCGCUUCUCCAUUUGUAGCAGGAACUCAGUGAUUAAGGCGUUAAAGGUUAAGGCCCACCAGUGCUUUAAGGAGAGGAGCAGUAAGCUGUGUGGGAACUCCCGUGUGGAGGAGGACGAAGACUGCGACCCUGGACUGCUUCAUCUCUACGACGACGAAUGCUGCACAGCUAAGUGCAAAUUCAGGAAGCAGGCACAAUGCAGUGACAGGAACAGCCCCUGCUGCAAGAACUGUAGGUUUGAAAGUGCAGAUAAGAUCUGUCAGGAGACCAUCACUGCCACCUGCAAAAACACGUCCAGGUGCACAGGCAACAGCAGUGAGUGCCCCACGCCUGGUAACCUGGUUGAUAAUACAGAGUGUGUGGACAAGGGUCGAUGUCAGAAGGGCGAGUGCAAGCCUUUCUGUGAGGCCUUGCAUAACCUUGAGUCCUGCGCCUGCAAUGAGACCGAGGAAUCGUGUAAAGUGUGCUGUAGGAGCAGAGACGGGCUGUGCACUCCCUUUUUUGGUGGAGGGAUAUUUCUUUACCUGCGCAAGGGCAAACCCUGUACUGUUGGCUUCUGUGACGGGGACGGCAAAUGCAUGAAGCAGGUCCAAGAUGUCAUUGAACGUUUAUGGGACUUCAUUGACAAACUGGACAUCAACACAUUUGGGAAGUUCUUGGCUGACAACAUAGUGGGAUCAGUGGUGGUCUUCUCUCUCCUGUUCUGGAUCCCCCUAAGCAUACUGGUGCACUGUGUGGACAAGAAACUGGAUCAACAAUAUGAGGAAAACUCCAAAACCAUGAUGUACCCUAGUCAGAUGGUAGUGGAGGUGUGUAGUAGAGCUCUUAACUCAGAGCGCAGAGAUGCUGAGCAGUCUGGAACCGGUGCCCUUCCGCAUCGUCAAGGUCCCUCAUCCGCUGUCAGCACGACCUCAGCCCUCAACGGGCCCCGCCGUGUCAUCGGCACAGGAGACGCUCGCCGCCCCAGGCCCUGCCAACCUCUCCGCCGAACCCAAAGUGGAUCCGCUGCGAAUGGCCACAAUCGAGGAGGACCCCAGCGGAGACUCCUCUCACCUGGACGAGGAGGAAGGCUUCCCUCAAAGCGGCACAGCUGCCAGGUCCUUCGAGGACCUCACCGGACAGGCAAUGCCAUCCCGCGGGGACAAGAGACGGCUGAAGAGACAGGCGCGCAUUGACAGUAAGGAGACCGAGUGCUGAGGACACUCGUAUUCAAGUCAAAGAUCACUCGAUUGAGACAAGAGCCGUAAUAAACGGUGCAAUCAGGCUUCAUUUUGUUGGUGCACUUAAAAGUGUAUGUGAUGUGUAGACUGCUGACACAUUUCGGUUGGUUUUUAGACAUUUUCUAGCAUUCUUUUAAUGCACAAUUGUCGUUGUUACAAGUAGUGUCACUUACAAGCAAGUCAGUAACUGCCAAGAGAAAUAACUGAUGUUU